ACGGUGGAGCAGCAUGCUGACGAGUACAGCGACGACGAUAACGACGAUGAUGCUGGCGCACCGGUGGCCGUGAGCGAUCAGGAGCACAAUGAAGAUGAGGAGGAGGGGGAGGAUGCACACGCACCUCAUAACGAGGAGAGGGAGGAGGAGGAAGUGGCAGUUAGUGGCGAUGAUGAUGAUGAAGCAGCAACAGCAGCGGCGCAGGAUGAAGUGGAAACAGCGGGCAAUGAAGAAGAGGAAGAGGAAGGUGGUGAGAAUGGGCACGUUGAUGUGGGCGGUGAUGAAGACACGGAUGUUCCGCCCGAGGAGAUGCCGCUGGUGCAGCUGUGCCAGCACGUGUGGUCGCUCACCACGCCAGACGACGACGACUGCGUGGACGGCGGACAGAUGCGCACGUUCAUGACCAUGUCGCAGCUGCCAAACAACACCCUCGGCCUCAUCUGGAGCAUGGUCGACACAGAGCAGCGCGGCAAGCUCGACUACCGGCAGCUUGGGUUUGCGCUUGGCCUGAUGGGGCAGGCGCAGCGCGGUGAGGAGCUUGACCCCUCUGUCAUCGGGCCCGCCACACCGCCACCAACGCUGCACGGGCUGCCCCCGCCUGCCGAUGAGGACGACAGCACAGCGUAAUCCACAGCACACUGUAAUUCACAGCACCCCACACAUCACAGCACCGCAUACGUCACAGCGCGGCAUACGUCACAGCACAGUGUAUUCUCCCACCAACCACGCAUUCGGAGCUUCCUCCUCCUCUUCAACCUCCCAUGCUACCUCGUCGUUGUUAUGUUAGCGCGCUUGCCCUCGUCUUUGUUUCUUGUUCAUUCUGCCGUGUUGUCUGCGUGCGUGCAUACGUGUGUGCAUGUACGUGUUCAUUCUCAAGCAGCCCCCUCCCCAUCAGUUGUAGCUCCCCGUCUCAUGCUUGUGCUCAUCAUCGCUUGUCGAAUGUGUUCUUCGUCUUUCCUUUGGGUUUUGUCAAUGUCACAUCAACAACGACACGCCAAGUACAGCAGCAUCAGCCA
This is a messenger RNA of Salpingoeca rosetta, 1016 nucleotides long. RefSeq lists its product as uncharacterized. The coding region runs from base 310 to 627 and encodes 105 amino acids. Gene Ontology annotation, molecular function: protein binding. Lineage: Eukaryota; Choanoflagellata; Craspedida; Salpingoecidae. The transcript is spliced from 2 exons. The record is from RefSeq and is a predicted model, not a curated record.